Molecule: messenger RNA, 868 nt
Organism: Paramecium octaurelia
Lineage: Eukaryota; Ciliophora; Oligohymenophorea; Peniculida; Parameciidae
Source: the annotation of a GenBank genome assembly
UCAGAAUAAAAUGAUAAAAUGGUUUUGUAUGCUCUUCAUUUUUGAAUAGUUGCUUGCACAGGAUUUCCAUGUUACAAUAGAAGAAAUUAAAGAAGAAAUCAGUAAGAUCUCCAUUUAUUCAGAUAGAUAAAAGGAAGAUUUACUUUGGAUCUACAGUCAGAAUAGAACAUUAAACUUCAGCAUAUUUUCUCCAUUCCCACUUGGUGUCUUAUGGAAGUGGAUCAGGAUAGCAAUCUGUCACUGGAAUGCAGGCUGAUCAUGAUUAUAAUAGUUUAUGGACUAUCAAAGAGUGUCACAAUCAACCACUGAAAAAAUAUGGUAUUUAAUACGUGUGAUUAUUAUAGAUGAUCAAAUAAAGUGCGGAGAUUGCAUUAGAUUAGAGCAUAUGUUGACAUUUAGAAAUCUACAUUCUCAUCCUCAUUAAGCUCCUUUUUCUGGCAAUCAAGAAGUUUCUGCCUAUGGAGAUAAUGGCAAUGGAGAUGCAAGUAUAACUAUUAAUAUGUAUUCUUUAGGUGAUGAUUGGAUAUUGGAAUGUAUAGACUAGAAGAGUGGUGAUAAUUUUCAGGCAUCAAUGUGGUUUUAUUUGAAACAUAAAUUAACAUCAAAAUAUUUGAGAAGUAAUAAAAAAGAUAAUUUCAAUCAGAGAAAUUGUGGAUAUCAUUGUCCUAUUGAGGGUUAACUUGAAAUUAGUGCUUAAUCUGCCAAAAAUGCAGAUGCUAAAUGGAAAAUACAUUCAGGAUUAUUCUAUCAAUAACCAUAACUAAUAGAAGAUGAUUAUGAUUAGGAUGGAAGACAUUGCAACACCUAUGGAUAAUGUGAUGACAUUGAUGAUGAUGAAUUUGAGACUGUUGUAUAAAAAGACUUGUGA